Molecule: messenger RNA, 1188 nt
Organism: Aspergillus puulaauensis
Lineage: Eukaryota; Fungi; Ascomycota; Eurotiomycetes; Eurotiales; Aspergillaceae
Product: TatD family hydrolase
Exons: 1
Coding region: 1-1188 (395 amino acids)
Molecular function (GO): hydrolase activity, acting on ester bonds
Source: RefSeq, a predicted model, not a curated record
AUGAGCCAAGCCAAUUCUCAAGAUGAGACCGGAUUUCCUUGGGAAAUUGGCGUGUUCGACGCUCAUUGCCACCCCACAGACACCAUGGCAUCCAUUGCUGACAUCCCCGCCAUGAAAGCAACAACGCUUACCGUCAUGUCCACACGGGCUGACGAUCAGGACCUUGUUUUCCAAACCGCAAGCAAUGUCGCCAAAGAUUCCGGCAAUGGGACUACAGAGCGUAUUUUACCGUGUUUCGGCUGGCAUCCAUGGUUUUCGCACCAAAUCAUAGAUGACACGGCCGCCAAAUCAGAAAGCGAGGAAGAACCCUCGUCGGCAGCCGACAUAAAAAAGUCUCAUUAUAGUAAAGUGCUGAAGCCCUCCCCAGGCGACGACUUCAUUUCCACUCUUCCCGAACCUAAACCGCUUUCCGAACUCCUUUCAGAAACGCGGUCCAGGUUGUUGAAAUUCCCCAAUGGGCUUGUCGGGGAAAUCGGUCUUGAUCGUGCUUUCCGACUCCCACAGGCCUGGACUCAGGAGGAGAUCGAGACCCGGGAUGGCCGGACGACUCCGGGUUCACGAGAGGGCCGACAGCUCUCUCCGCACCAGGUUCGGCCGGACCAUCAGAAGGCAGUUCUUGAAGCCCAACUGCGCCUGGCCGGGGAGCUCCAGCGCCCUGUGUCUGUACACAGUGUCCAGGCUCAUGGCGCCGUAUUUGAUGUCUUCAAGAGUCUGUGGUCAGGCCAUGAGCGGAAAAUCCCUUCAAGACGGGAACGAAAGCGUCGACAUAGUCAUGCCGAGGCUCAUGCGGACAGCGACGCAGAAGAGCAGAAUCUGCAGGAUAAUGCGCAGAAAUCAAACGGAGAACAGGAACCCCUCCCGUUCCCACCGCGGAUAUGCAUGCAUUCGUACUCUGGCCCUGCGGAAGCCUUGAAACAAUUCCUGCACUUGUCUAACCCUUCAGAUGUUUAUUUCUCAUUCUCGAGCGUCAUUAAUUUCGGCCAUCAAUCCAAUAGGUCUGUCGCGGUGAUCAAGGCCUUGCCAGAUGACCGGGUGUUGGUUGAGAGUGAUUUACAUAUUGCUGGACAGGAGAUGGAUGAUAGGCUGGAAGACGUAACUCGACAAAUAUGUGAAAUACGUGGGUGGGCUCUGCGGCAAGGGGUUCAGCAGCUGGCGGAUAAUUGGAGACGUUUUGUGUUUGGUGAAUGA